GAGUAGCUUAUAUGCAUAAUUUUCUCUUAUUCCUAGUAAUAGACAGCUGUACAAUAGAAGUCUUCACAAAUGCCACUCGGAAUGGCAUUCGUUUAAUCUCAUCCAGUGUAUGUGGACCUCAUGGACGCUGCAUCAGUCAACCAGGAGGAAAUUUUACUUGUGCCUGUGAAAAGGGCUUUACUGGAGCGUACUGUCAUGAAAAUAUUGAUGACUGUCUUGAAAAACCCUGCAAGAAUGGUGGAACUUGCAUAGAUGAAAUCAAUGAUUUCAGAUGCUUCUGUCGGAAUGGCUGGGAAGGAAAAUUGUGUGACAUUAAUUUUAAUGACUGCUCACCAAAUCCAUGUCACAACGGAGGCCAGUGCAUUGAUUUAGAGAAUGAUUUCUAUUGUGCAUGCAAAAAUGGCUGGAAGGGGAAAACAUGCCACUCAAGUAAGUACCAGUGUGAUGCAAACACUUGUACAAAUGGAGGAACGUGUUACGAUGAUGGUGACACUUUUCGAUGCUCUUGUCCUCCAGAAUGGAAAGGAAGCACUUGCAAUAUUGCAAAGAACAGCAGCUGUAUUCCUAAUCCUUGUUUGAAUGGUGGAACUUGUGUUGGCAGUGGAGAUUCUUUUUCUUGCAUUUGUAAAGAAGGUUGGGAAGGACGCACAUGUACCCAGAAUAUUAAUGAUUGCAAUCCACAUCCAUGUUAUAAUGGAGGCAUCUGUGUUGAUGGUGUGAAUUGGUUUCGCUGUGAAUGUGCACCUGGGUUUGCUGGUCCUGACUGCAGAAUUAAUAUUGAUGAAUGCCAAUCCUCUCCUUGUGCAUAUGGUGCUACUUGCAUUGAUGAAAUAAAUGGUUACAGGUGUACUUGUCCUGCUGGCCGAGCUGGAACAAGAUGCCAAGAAGUUAUAGGCUCUGGAAAAUCUUGCUGGUUUAAAGGAAAGUCCUUUCCUCACAGGAGUAAAUGGGAUCAAGAAUGCAACAGUUGCCAUUGUCUGGAUGGCCACAUUGAUUGUACCAAGGUAUGGUGUGGAAGGAAAUCUUGUUUGCUUACCAAACAUGGGGACCAUUCUAGUUAUCAAUGUCCUAGAGGCCAAGAAUGCCAAGAAAAUUCAUACAUCAAAUGUUUCCAACCACCUUGCUCUGACUGGGGAGAAUGCAGUGAAUCAGAACCUCUACCUGUUAACAUCAAGUGCUUCCCCAAUUCAGGCCACUUGGACAAUAGCUGUGCAAGAAUUACUCUGAUUUUUAACAGAGAUAAAGUACCCCAGGGUACUACUGUUGAAAAUGUAUGCUCUGAAAUAAGAUAUUUACCAGCCACUAGAUCUGUUUCUAGUGAAAGAAUAUUGUUAGUGUUGUGUGACCUAUCCUACUCCAUAGACAAUGCAGUGGAAGUUGCUGUUUCUUUCAUCUCGCAUCAGGAUGAGACGGAUAAUAGUCUCAUACAGAAUGCGGCCAAUACUAUAGUAAAUGCGAUUACAAGGCGGCAAAACAGCACAGUUAUGCUAGCAGUAACAGAAGUCAAAAUAGAGACCAUAGUAGUUGGGAAUUCUUCUUCAUCAGAUUAUCUGGUUCCAAUCCUCUGUGUAGUUUUUAGUAUUGUAUGGAUAACCUGCAUAAUAAUUUGUGUGUGGUGGACACGAAAGAGAAGAAAAGAGAGAGAAAGAAAUCGCCCAUCCAGAGAAGAAGCUACAAAUAAUCAGUGGGCACCUCUAAAUCCUAUUUGGAACCCUAUAGAUAGACCUUACAGUCAUAAAGGCAUUCAUUAUGAACAGAAAAAUUUUAUAUCUCCUCAAAAAAGAACUUACGAUGGAGUAGAGGAGUAUACAGAGUAUGAGGAAGAGGAGGAAGAAGAAGAAGAAGAAAAAGAGGUUAUGGAAAUGGACAAAUUCCUCUCUCAAAAACUGUCUAAACCUUUGACAACAAAGGUAGCAGUGGACUCAAUAGAGAAUAGUCCUAUUAAGAACACUCUUCAGACAACCAAAAUGGACAACAGAUCUGUAAAAAAUGUGAACACAAAAAACCUUGAAGGUGGAAGAGACUAAAUCUGUGUUUGGACCAUGACUACAUUGCUUACGUUAAAAAAAAUUGGAGAAAUUGGCAUCUCCAUUGUGCAUAAAGGACUUAACUGUCUGAAGUCAAAUAUUCAUAGUUACUUUAUUUUGAAUAAAAAAAUUAAAAUAAUAAAAUAAAAAUUUUAUUUUGUUUCUUUUAGCCUUGUAUAAAUUAUUCAAUGACUGUCAGAUGAUAGAGUAAUCUUUGAUAGUUGCUAUUUUUGUAAAUUUUACUUAUAAUACACUUGUAAGGCAGAGGAGAGAAGUUUGUAUUUUCAAUUCAUAAGGUUUAUCACAGAAAGCUCAACACUGUUUACAAAAUGGAGAGGUUGUUUUGUUUUGUUUUGUUUUUACUUGUUACAACAGUGGCUUAGAAACUUCCUGGUUGAGGAAGUUGCUAAACUUAAGGAAGAAAACAUGAAGUGUUCUUGUUAAUAUUUACUAAAAGCUUCUCUCUAUACUUCUACAAGUUUGUCCCCUUGAAAAAAAAAUGCCUUAUUCUGUGAACAAAAGAAAAUCUAUAGAGAUCUUUCAAACUGUGAUUGGUUAGAAAAAGUGGCCUUUUUAAUUUGACUCUGUCAAUUUGGUUUAAUUUCCUUAGAAAUGCAGUAUUGAAGCACAUACCAAGUGCCUUGAAAUAUCAUCUUGCUUUCUCAAUAGCAACUGUCAAAGACUGCCAUGCCCAUCUAAGUUUACCAUAAGAAGAUAUUUGGUUCUCUCAGACUGAUACAGUUUAUUUUCAAAUUGUGCAAGUGCAUUUUUGUAAAUAUGUAUAUAUUUAAAUGAAUCACUUCUGUAUAUUUGAGUUAAUAACUUAAAAAUAUUUUUGAUCUUUUUAAAUGUCAUUCCUUUUUAAUUUAUGUCGCAGAAAGGGAAGUUUUAUGGCAAUUUCUAAAAAAGAUACAAAAACCUUAUUUUGGUAUUAUGUUCAUAUUAGAAAAUGAUGUUACUAUAAUUAAUGUUGGGAAGCUGUUGGUCAUUUUUUGUACUUUUUUUCAAUGUAUUGCAACCAUUUCACAUGUAAAUAGAUCCAAGGUGUUUCCUCGCAUCUCAAGAACACAGAGAGUAAGUAUCCUGUACAGCAUAAAGAUGACAGGGCGAUAUUCUUUUUCUUGUGAAUGUCUCUAUUACAUGUGGUAUUGCUUUUUUGCAUUUUUUUAAAUACAGGCCUAAUGAAGGGAACAAUAUUCUCAU
Messenger RNA from Protobothrops mucrosquamatus (brown spotted pit viper), 3230 nucleotides. Its product is annotated as protein jagged-2. Bases 12 to 2027 code for a protein of 671 amino acids. Gene Ontology annotation, cellular component: protein-containing complex; plasma membrane. The record is from RefSeq and is a predicted model, not a curated record. NCBI's taxonomy places the organism in Eukaryota, Metazoa, Chordata, Lepidosauria, Squamata, Viperidae. Gene Ontology annotation, biological process: establishment or maintenance of epithelial cell apical/basal polarity; Notch signaling pathway; heterophilic cell-cell adhesion. Gene Ontology annotation, molecular function: calcium ion binding; Notch binding. The transcript is spliced from 13 exons.